UCUUAUCCACAACCACAACAAACGAGAAGAUCAAAGGCUCCUCUCUGUGACACAACAACACAACACAACACAACACACAAUGGCUACUGUCUUUUCCAUAUGUUCAGGUUCUGCUUUUCUUUCUCACAGCAGGAGCUUCCCCUUUGCAUCCAAGGGUUCACUCCUUCACCCCAAAAGGCCACUCUCAGCGAAGUGUGAAGCUUCUUUGGGAACUGAGAUAUCAGUGCCUCCAGCAGUUGACACCUUCUGGCAGUGGCUUAAAGAAGAAGGUGUUGUUUCUGCAAAGACCCCAGUGAAGGCUGGUGUGGUCCACGAAGGCAUAGGACUUGUUGCCCUCAAAGACAUUUCUAGGAAUGAUGUUGUGUUGCAGGUUCCCAAGAGGCUUUGGAUUAACCCUGAUGCUGUCGCUGCUUCAGAGAUUGGGAAUGUGUGCAGUGGCUUGAAGCCUUGGUUGGCUGUUGCACUUUUCUUGAUCAGAGAGAGGUCAAGGGAUGAUUCUCUUUGGAAGCACUACUUCACUAUUCUGCCAAAGGAAACUGAUUCUACUAUUUAUUGGUCAGAGGAGGAGCUGUCAGAGCUACAAGGGACUCAACUUCUGAGCACAACACUGAGUGUGAAAGAGUAUGUGCAGAGUGAAUUUAGGAGACUGGAAGAAGAUAUCAUACUCCCUAAUAAGCAGCUUUUCCCUUUUCCUAUUACACUUGAUGACUUCUUCUGGGCAUUUGGAAUUCUAAGAUCAAGGGCAUUUUCUCGCCUUCGCAAUGAAAAUCUGGUUGUGAUUCCAUUCGCAGACUUGAUAAACCAUAGUGCCAGAGUAACUACAGAAGAUCAUGCUUAUGAAAUUAAAGGAGCAGCUGGUCUCUUCUCCUGGGAUUACCUAUUUUCCCUAAGGAGCCCCCUUUCUGUUAAGGCUGGGGACCAGGUAUACAUUCAAUAUGAUUUAAAGAAAAGCAAUGCUGAGUUGGCUCUGGACUACGGUUUCGCUGAACCAAAUGCAGAUCGGAAUGCAUAUACCCUGACACUGCAGAUAUCAGAAUCCGACCCCUUUUUUGAUGACAAACUAGACAUUGCUGAGUCCAAUGGUUUUGGUGAGACAGCAUACUUUGACAUCUUCUACAGCCGCCCACUUCCGCCUGGGUUGCUUCCAUAUCUGAGACUAGUAGCUCUCGGGGGUACUGACGCUUUCCUAUUGGAGUCACUAUUUAGAAACUCCAUCUGGGGUCAUCUUGAAUUGCCUGUGAGUCGUGACAACGAGGAGUUAAUAUGCCGAGUGGUUCGAGAAGCCUGCAAAUCUGCCCUUGCUGGUUAUCAUACUACUAUUGAAGAGGAUCAAAAGCUGAAAGAAGCAAGUCUAGAUUCAAGACUUGCUAUAGCAGUUGAAGUUAGACAAGGGGAGAAGAAGGUCCUACAGCAAAUCGAUGAGAUAUUCAAAGAGAAAGAAAAGGAAUUGGACCAGUUAGAAUAUUAUCAAGAAAGGAGGCUCAAGGACCUUGGACUUUGCGGGGAAAAUGGUGAUAUCCUUGGGGACCUUGGAAAAUUCUUUUAGGAAGCAGUUGCACCUGUUAAGGAGACAUUUUUUGUCUGCAUUUCAUAGAACUAGAAAACAGAAACACUCGGUGAAUCACCAAUAGAAUCUUCCAACACGUAUCCGUGACAGUCACUCGAUCUUUGCAGAGAAUCACAAUCACGUUUUGACAGCCCCAGCCACGUUUAUUAAAACCCCGUUACACGAUUGCUGCUUGUAAAGAGGAAGAUAUAAUGCAUUAAGUACACUUCCAUACCCUUUAUAUCGUGAUAAUGAAAUUAGAAUGGCUAAUCUGAAUUGAAGA
Molecule: messenger RNA, 1829 nt
Organism: Abrus precatorius (Indian licorice)
Lineage: Eukaryota; Viridiplantae; Streptophyta; Magnoliopsida; Fabales; Fabaceae
Product: ribulose-1,5 bisphosphate carboxylase/oxygenase large subunit N-methyltransferase, chloroplastic
Exons: 6
Coding region: 80-1546 (488 amino acids)
Biological process (GO): peptidyl-lysine monomethylation
Cellular component (GO): chloroplast
Molecular function (GO): protein-lysine N-methyltransferase activity; [ribulose-bisphosphate carboxylase]-lysine N-methyltransferase activity; protein binding
Source: RefSeq, a predicted model, not a curated record